Messenger RNA from Humulus lupulus (European hop), 826 nucleotides. RefSeq names its product probably inactive leucine-rich repeat receptor-like protein kinase At5g48380. The record is from RefSeq and is a predicted model, not a curated record. Gene Ontology annotation, molecular function: receptor serine/threonine kinase binding. The transcript has a single exon. Lineage: Eukaryota; Viridiplantae; Streptophyta; Magnoliopsida; Rosales; Cannabaceae. Bases 18 to 773 code for a protein of 251 amino acids.
CUCUGUAUCCCAAGAAUAUGCUGCUGAGUAGUAGAGCUCUUGACGGUUUUGCAUUUAUUCUUUUAUGGUUGAUGCUUCGUUCUAGCUCCUGCCAUGGUGAUCAGAAUGAUAUUAAUUGCUUGAAGAGUAUAAAGGAGGAUUCACUAGAAGACCCGUUUGGUUAUUUGAACUCAUGGAAUUUCAACAAUUAUGCUGAAGGCUUUAUCUGUCAGUUUACCGGGGUAGAGUGCUGGCACCCUGAUGAGAGUAAAGUUCAAAAUAUUCGGCUUUCGGACAUGGGACUCAAGGGUCCGUUUCCUAGAGGAAUUGAAAAUUGCAAGAGCUUAACAGGCUUAGAUCUUUCAAAUAACAAGCUUUAUGGUCCUAUUCCCACUGAUAUCUCCAAACUCAUUGGGUUUGUGACAACUCUUGAUCUCUCAUCCAACAAUUUCUCAGGGCCUAUACCCCAACAGCUCUCUAAUUGUACUUAUUUGAAUGUUCUCAAACUUGAUCAUAAUCGGCUCACCGGUCAGAUUCCUUUAGAACUUGGCCAGCUCUCUCGGCUUAAAGAAUUUAGUGCUACCAACAAUCUUCUCACUGGGCCAGUGCCCAUUUUUCAAAGCAAAUUAAUUACAGCACAGAGCUAUGCAAACAAUCCGGGACUCUGUGGGGUUGUUUUGGAACCUUGUGAAGCAAGUCCAAAGAAGUCUCGGACUGUAAUUAUCGUGGCAUCAGCUGUUGGUGGUGUGACUUUUGCAGCACUGGUUGUUUUAUUGGUCUUGCAAGACUCAUGAAUCCGAUUGAUUGAUCAACAUUUUAGUACUUUGGUGAAUGGGGAUUUUGGAGG